This is a messenger RNA of Glycine soja, 2229 nucleotides long. RefSeq names its product DEAD-box ATP-dependent RNA helicase 16. The record is from RefSeq and is a predicted model, not a curated record. NCBI's taxonomy places the organism in Eukaryota, Viridiplantae, Streptophyta, Magnoliopsida, Fabales, Fabaceae. The coding region runs from base 156 to 1961 and encodes 601 amino acids. The transcript has 15 exons. Gene Ontology annotation, molecular function: ATP binding; nucleic acid binding; RNA helicase activity. Gene Ontology annotation, cellular component: nucleolus.
CUCUGCUCCGAAGACCUAAACAAAAAGCCAAGCAGUUCAUGUACAUUCACACACUGCAGGUGCGCCAAACUCGAACUACCCUAAACGACGCCGCAUUCAAAUUUCCGCCACCGACGCAUUAACCCCUUCCAAGCCCCGACGGUUCCCGAGUGGUGAUGGCGGAAACGCACGAAGACACCCCGAAAGAAACCGUUCACAAAGAAGAAGAAGAAGAGGACCAAAGCUUCGAAGAGCUCGGCGUGGACGCUCGUCUCCUUCGCGCCCUAAUCAAGAAAAGAAUCGAGAAACCUACUCCAAUUCAGCGCGUCGCGAUUCCACUCAUUCUGGAAGGUAAGGACGUGGUUGCACGCGCCAAAACAGGUUCGGGAAAGACACUCGCGUACCUUCUCCCGUUGCUUCAGAAACUGUUUACUGCUAACUCUGAUCGGAAGAAACUCGCGCCAAAUGCUUUUGUUCUUGUUCCUACUCGCGAACUAAGUCAACAGGUAUAUGCGGAAGUGAAGUCUCUGGUUGAAUUAUGCAGAGUUCAGCUGAAAGUUGUGCAGUUGAAUAGUAACAUGCUUGCUAAUGACUUGCGGGCAGCAUUGGCUGGACCUCCUGAUAUUUUGAUCUCCACUCCUGCUUGUGUUGCGAAGUGUUUGUCCUGUGGCGUACUUCAGGCGGCAUCCAUUAAUGCAUCGCUUGAAACUCUUGUUCUUGAUGAGGCAGAUCUUCUAUUAUCAUAUGGGUAUGAAAAUGAUAUUAAAGCUUUAACACCUCACGUACCCAGAAGUUGCCAGUGUCUUCUUAUGUCUGCAACAUCAAGUGCUGAUGUGGACAAACUAAAGAAGUUGAUUCUGCACAACCCCUUUAUUUUGACUUUGCCUGAAGUGGGAAAUCAUAAGGAUGAGGUCAUUCCUAAAAAUGUUCAGCAAUUCUGGAUCUCAUGUCCUGCCAGUGAUAAGUUACUUUACAUCCUUGCUGUGUUGAAAUUGGGGUUGGUCCAAAAGAAAGUUCUGAUAUUCACAAAUACCAUAGACAUGAGUUUCAGGUUGAAACUUUUCUUGGAAAAGUUUGGAAUCAGAUCUGCUGUUUUAAAUCCCGAGUUGCCUCAGAAUUCUCGUCUCCAUAUUCUUGAGGAAUUCAAUGCGGGCCUGUUUGAUUAUCUAAUUGCAACAGAUCUUAGCCAGUCAAAGGAAAAGGAUGAAGUGCCUAAGGAAAGUAUUGUUGGAUCACGGAAGUCUAGAAAACAUGCUAAAAUAAAAUUAGAUUCUGAAUUUGGAGUUGUAAGGGGAAUUGACUUUAAAAAUGUAUACACGGUUAUAAACUUUGAAAUGCCUCAGAGUGUUGCAGGAUAUGUACAUCGAAUUGGACGUACAGGAAGAGCAUACAAUUCUGGUGCUUCUGUCUCUCUGGUUUCCACGGAUGAAAUGGAUACUUUAGAAGAAAUAAGAUCUUUUGUUGGGGAUGAUGAAAACAAAGGCACAAAUUCCAUUGCUGAGUUUCCCCUCCUCACCAAGAAUGCAGUUGAAUCUUUACGGUACAGGGCUGAGGAUGUUGCAAAGAGUGUGACUAGAAUUGCUGUCCGAGAGUCACGAGCCCAGGAUCUGAGGAAUGAAAUUUUGAACUCUGAAAAGUUGAAAGCCCACUUCGAAACUAAUCCAAAAGACCUAGAUCUACUGAAGCAUGACAAAAUUUUGAGCAAGAAUGCCCCACCUCCUCACCUACGGGAUGUGCCUGAGUACCUAUUAGACAAACCAACGAAAGAGGCAAGGGAAAUGGUCAAGCUUGCAAGGGAUGCAAUGGGAAAUAAUAAUCGCCGCAAGGGAUCCAAGAGAAAAUUAAGAAAAGAAGGAGACCCUCUGAAGGCUAUCUAUGCUACGGCGUCAUCAAAAAGACCGCACAAAGCUAGGAAGACUGGUGGAAGCGAUAGCCUAAAUAGCAGUGAUAGGCAUAAACACAAAAAGAAUAAGGGUAUUUGAUUGAUUUGCCCGUUUCCUACAAAGCCUUAUAACAGGCUCAAUUUUGUUGUAAUUUAGGUCCAAAUAUCGUAAAACGAAAAACAGUACAGUAUUGGAAUUGUUGUUUCCUUUAUACCGCGUAGGGCCUGAAGUUAUUGCUCAUUACUAAGUUAAAUUAUGCUAAUUGAAACUAGAAUUUCGCUUUCGUCCAUGUCUCUUGUCUCGCAUGGCAUGUGGCAUGCGGAAGAUCAUAUUGGUGACACUAGAAUGUCUUCCCUUGCCAUUCCAA